CCCACUGGAAAAGAGGAAAAGCACAGGGUACAAGGCACAGAGAGGCAUAAAAGGGAGAAAAAGAAACAGCAUGAGAAAAAUAGACAUGACAGGAGGAGUAAAAGUAGAAGGAAAGAUGAGAACCAGGCUACUCUUGACCUGCAAACUUCCCAUGGGAAAUGGGAGACUCUGCAGUCAAACACCCCCUUCUGCUAAGGAACUCUGGAGAGGCCAGACAAGAUGCACCCGUCUCCCCUGCAGACCAGAGAGCCAGGGGGGCUCAGACCGCUGAGGAUGAGGAGGGCCUAGCGAUAGCUCCUUCCAGCAGGGUAGGUACCAGCUAAUCCCACUGGUGGCCUCGGGGAGUUGGUGUUCCCAGCAGAGCGAGUGUGGCUGGCUCGUGUCCAGUGCCAGCUCCUCACAUGUGAGGCUGCACCGGAGCAUGCAGAGUUCAGAGGCAGGAUUAACAGGAAAGAAACAGAGGUCGGAGAGGAAAGAAAACAAAAGUUCAAAGGCAGGAGCUCCUGGGCAGCAGCUCCUAGUUUUGGUGCAACCAGCUGGGCCAGUACCUUCUAAAAUGGGACUUUUGGGACUUCUGCCAAUCCUAGCACCGUUCAUCCUCCUGGAGGGCAUCCAGGGACCUGGGCCGGUUGAAGGGACCUUCCUCAGAGCGUGUCCCAAAGUUAGAGUAAAGUGUGAAUUCGAAGAAAGGGACCAAUGUACCAAGAACAGACAUUGCCCAGAAAACAUGAAGUGUUGCCUGUUUAGCUGUGGAAAGAAAUGUUUAGACCUCAGAAAAGGUAACUGAAAGACCCUGUGAAUUACCCAAAGCCCUCACCUCCUACCCCACCUGCACUGCCAACAUUAUAUCAGGUUUUACCAUGGCUACAAGAGACAGGGAUAUGAUCUGCAUUUCCUGACUUUUUUUCUCCAGGCCUCUCUGUCCAUGUAAACCAGCGAUUCUUUCCCUGACCACCUUAGACCUCCUCACUCUUUCUGCUCUGCCCAUAAUCGGGCUCUAAAGACCAUCAGGGACUAUUCAUUCAACAAAUAUUCUUUGGUGGCCUUGCACCCGUGGCAGGCUCCACUCGCUCUCUGUGGCCAUGGGGAUCAGAAAAGCUUUUCCUGGAAAAGGGAUCCAUGAUUUAAGAUCUGAACGAUGGGUCGCACACAGGCAAAAGCGGGAGGGAGUAGCCUCCCGGCGCAGUCACCGCACGUGCGAAGGCUGUGUGCGGUCAGCAUGCCCAGGCCCAGCAAG
Microcebus murinus (gray mouse lemur) is the source of this 1237-nucleotide messenger RNA. NCBI's taxonomy places the organism in Eukaryota, Metazoa, Chordata, Mammalia, Primates, Cheirogaleidae. The record is from RefSeq and is a predicted model, not a curated record.